CGGUAUAUGUACGGUUAUACGAAAUACUGUUUGGUUUUGGUGUGCAAAACUACCGGGAGUCGAAAUUUACGUCACCAGGAGUACCAGUUGUCAACUAGUGCACAGUUUUGCCGCACUUCUAACGUGUAGUUGUUCUACUAGUAUGCCUCGUGUCUUAGUGAGCACAAAGAGCUUACUAGUACGCGAACCUUUAGAUGGAUACUCUGGAUACCCAUUUGAUCAUUUGUAUACGGACUAGUAGGACGACCAGACUGCAAAAGUGUCUCCACUAUUGCCUAUCCACGACUUAACUCUUCUUCACACUGCUAUUAAUAUCUGGUCCACAUUCUCUCAUCUGGACUGUCAACGUUAAACACGAGCAAGCAUGAGCAGCUUGGACGAAGGCUCCAGCGAUUUAGCACACACUCUCGAGCUGUCCAAGCAGCCACUUCAAGGACUGAAAUUGGCAUCGCACACCGUGCUGGAGAAAGCGCAACAGAGGGGCAGGUCGAAAUGUGUUAAAUGCGGAGGAUCAAGGAUGUUCUUCUGCUACACAUGCUGCUUAUUAGUGGACGUCAGUCUGCAAGAAAUCCCCAUCGUCAAGCUUCCAGUAAAGAUAGACAUCAUCAAACAUCCCAAUGAGACCGAUGGCAAGAGCACUGCAGUUCAUGCGAAAAUCCUAGCGCCCAGUGACAUCACCAUUUACAUGUACCCUAGCAUUCCCGAGUAUGAUCAAGACAAGGUUGUGUUGGUGUUCCCUGGUCCAGGCGCUGUCACAGUACAAGACAUGAUACAGUGUUUGCAUGAGAGGACUGACAGCAGGUCACGUGGCCCCUGGGUAAAGAGACGGAAAAUAGAGAACUCGCCAGCUGCCACACAUUCUACAGAGAAUCCGGGGUCAGGGACCUCAGAUGAAAUAAAGGACUGCGAAUCCAGGGUGUAUCCCCUCCAGAGGGUGGUCUUCAUUGACAGCACAUGGAACCAAACCAACAAAAUCAGCACAGAUGAGAGACUACAAGACCUGCUCCAGGUUGAGCUGAGGACUAGGAAAACGUGCUUCUGGCGCUCUCAGAAGGGAAAACCAGAGACUUACCUGGCAACAAUCGAAGCCAUUUAUUAUUUCCUCAAGGACUUCCAUGAGCAGUGUCUCACUCAAGAGUACAGCGGAGAGUAUGACAACCUCCUCUUCUUCUACUCUUACCUGCACACAGUCGUCAACAAGUCGAAGGAGGCUGGAAGGAAGCAAGCCCAGGAGAGAAAAAAACAGCAGGAGACUGAAAAGCGGCUGUAAAUCCAAAUAGAGUCCAAU
Molecule: messenger RNA, 1288 nt
Organism: Hippocampus comes (tiger tail seahorse)
Lineage: Eukaryota; Metazoa; Chordata; Actinopteri; Syngnathiformes; Syngnathidae
Gene: dtwd1
Product: DTW motif tRNA-uridine aminocarboxypropyltransferase 1
Exons: 5
Coding region: 365-1270 (301 amino acids)
Biological process (GO): tRNA modification
Cellular component (GO): nucleus
Molecular function (GO): tRNA-uridine aminocarboxypropyltransferase activity
Source: RefSeq, a predicted model, not a curated record